Stegodyphus dumicola is the source of this 1350-nucleotide messenger RNA. RefSeq lists its product as uncharacterized. The record is from RefSeq and is a predicted model, not a curated record. Lineage: Eukaryota; Metazoa; Arthropoda; Arachnida; Araneae; Eresidae.
AUGAAAAAGGCUGAGGAGUUUCUUAUACGGCAUGCCCAAUUAACUGCCUUUAAUUCGGAAAUUACAGCUCUUCGACGAGGUAAACCUAUUCCUGCACAAAGUAAGUUAAAAGGUCUUGAGCCUUUUCUAGAUGAUAAUUCUCUUUUAAGAGUUGGAGGAAGAUUAAAAAACUCAAAUUUAUUAUUUGAUUGUAAACACCAGUUAAUUUUGCCUCCUACUCAUAGAGUUACUGUAUUGAUUUUUGAAUAUUUUCAUAAGAAGUACCUACAUAUUGGAGCGCAGGGUUUACUUCAUCAGGUGCGUUUGAAAUAUUGGCCCAUUCACGGCAAGGGCUUGGCUCGUAAGAUAGUUCAUGCUUGUGUGAUUUGUUUUAAAAACAAACCAAUUGCAGCAAGUCAGGUCAUGGGUAAUCUUCCCACUGAGCGUAUAACUCCGACUUCACCCUUUCUUAAUUGUGGCGUUGACUUUUGCGGACCAUUUCAUGUACAAUUCAAGGGUCAACGUAAGGGCAUUUUUCCUAAAAUCUAUGUUGCUGUAUUUAUAUGUUUGUCCACAAAGGCAAUCCAUUUGGAGGUAGUGACAGACUUGACGUCUGAAGCCUUUAUAGCAGCUCUUAAGCGAUUUUGUGCGAGAAGAGGGAAAAUCUCUUCCAUCAUUACAGAUAAUGCCACAAAUUUUAAGGGGGCUCAUACAGAGUUAAAGCGUUUACAGAAAUUGAUUAGAAAACCAGAUGAGGCGUUAUCCAGCUAUUUCACCUCAGAAUCUAUAGUCUGGAAAUUAAUUUCCCCUAGAUCACCGAAUUUUGGUGGACUGUGGGAAGCGGGAGUUAAAUCCUUUAAGUACCAUCUUAGAAGAACUAUGGGAAGUACUAAGGUUACUAUGGAAGAAUUUCUUACAAUCAUUACUCAGAUUGAAGGAAUUUUAAAUUCACGCCCGUUAACCCCUAUGUCUAAUGAUAUUAAUGAAUUUGAAGUUUUAACGCCAGGACAUUUUUUAGUCGGCCGUCCAAUCACGUCUAUACCAGAGCCUGAACUUAUUGAAAUCACUGAUAAUAGGUUAUCAAGGUGGCAGCGGACAACAAAAUUUGUUCAAUUAAUAUGGAAGCGUUGGCAAACAGAUUACCUCAAUCACUUGCAACAGCGCAAUAAAUGGCAGUUUCAGAAAUCCAAUGUAGAAACAGGUGCAAUGGUUUUACUUAAGGAUGAGAAUUUGCCGCCUUGCCAUUGGGCCUUAGGUAGAAUUUUAGAGACAAUCCCUGGUACAGAUGGUAAGGUACGUGUAGCUAAAGUUAAAACUGCUUCAGGAAUCUGCACUAGAUCUAUAUCAAAGAUCUGUUUAUUGCCUAUGUAA